Messenger RNA from Seriola dumerili (greater amberjack), 1487 nucleotides. Its product is annotated as tumor necrosis factor receptor superfamily member 5-like. The transcript has 11 exons. The record is from RefSeq and is a predicted model, not a curated record. Lineage: Eukaryota; Metazoa; Chordata; Actinopteri; Carangiformes; Carangidae. The coding region runs from base 111 to 1142 and encodes 343 amino acids. Gene Ontology annotation, molecular function: protein binding.
GAUGGGCAGAGUGAAUGAGAAGACAGAGAGAGAGAGAGAGAGAGAGAGUCACAACUUAAGGAAGUUAACAAAACAAUAGGAGGAGAACAAAAGACGGAUCACAUUGAAGAAUGGGACUUGUGCAAUACCUCGUGAUUGUCUUGAUGUUGUAUGCACAGGUGGUGCUCACCUCUCCGCUGGCUGAGAGGUCUACUUUAGUCACCGACAAAAAGUGUAAAAUGUGCUCUGCAGGUGAGUUUCAGAAGUCUUGUACCGAGUGUGAGCCCUGUCCUGCUGGCAGCUUCACAAAUGACAGGAACAGUGAAGACAGCUGCCAUCGCUGCUUCGGAGACUGCAGAUCAGAUUAUCAUCUUAAAGUGGUUGAGAACUGCACCAGCACAUCUGAUUUAAAAUGCGUCUGUGAGGCUGGUUUCAAGUGCAAUGACAAGGUCCGAUACUCAACUGUAGGCAACUGUAGAUCCUGUGUCAAGAUCCCGGAAACACCCCGAAAUGUGGCAACAGCGCCGACCCCAGGAAAUGAUAAGCAGACGCCUUCCUCAGUUUCCUCUGGACAUACCAUCACUUCUGCCAAACCCUGCCAAUUUUCUGAAUGCCAGCAGUCAGUCCCACCGACACCCAGUGCAGAUGCCAUGAGCAGUCAGCUGGCAGCCAUUUUGGGUCCACUGGCUAUUAUGGGAUGUCUUGCCCUUGUGAUCCUUUUCUGUGUCUGUCACCAAGGAGAUGAAACAUGUUUCAAGCAAGCUAUUGCAAAGAUUUGUAAUGAGGGAAAGCAAGAUGCUUCUCACAAGUCAAAGGAGUCAAGUCAUCAGUUCCCCAGAGACUCAUUCUGUGCAAAGCAGCAGCCACCGUCUCUCUCAGCAGCCAAUCUGGGUUCAGUCCAUGUCCACAAUCCAGGGACGGUCAUCUUCAGCUUGCUCAGCCAGUUUACAGGGCAAGUUGGUGCGACCAUUGAAGGUGGGAAGGCAGCUGAGACAGUGGGAAGUGAAGAAGAAGACGAAAGAGACUGUCCUGUGUGUCAUCCCACCUCCUCUCCCAGUAUUCAUCUCUCCGAGGAGGAGAGGAGUGGAGAGAUUGACAGCAUUUUCUUCCCCUCCCAAGAGCAGGGGAAGGACUGCCACAUGUCCAAAGAGGAGGAGCUAUGAUACAUAGCAAAAUUCCCAGGGGAUUUGUGUUGGUGGUUAUGACUAUGACCCUAAACACAUCCUUUUAAAGGAAGGAAUCAUAAAACUGUCAAACUACAAAUGAACGCGGAGCACAUUUCAUCUUCUGCUGGCAAACUGUGAAGGAUUGCAGUGCUCUAUGGUAACUUUAUUUCCUGCAGGUUCUGGGAAAACUUGUGGUUGGUAAGCACCAGAAACUUUACUUCGUGAUGAACAGCUGGAAGGUGAUUUAUUUUCUAAGUUUUAAUUUAAUAAAUCCUGUAAAUACUCUCUGAUAAGCUCUGUCAUCUUUCUAAAGUAUUAGACCUGAAUGUUUAAUGUUUUGAA